Cucurbita maxima (winter squash) is the source of this 1416-nucleotide messenger RNA. RefSeq names its product phosphatidylinositol/phosphatidylcholine transfer protein SFH11. The transcript has 11 exons. The record is from RefSeq and is a predicted model, not a curated record. The coding region runs from base 67 to 1338 and encodes 423 amino acids. NCBI's taxonomy places the organism in Eukaryota, Viridiplantae, Streptophyta, Magnoliopsida, Cucurbitales, Cucurbitaceae.
GAGAUCUUCCAAAAAAGCUCUUCAAAUCUGGAUUCAAUUGUGAUCACAUUCUUAACUCGAAUCCGAAUGUAUAUUACGAAAAACAAGUCUAAAGAUAUAGACGUGUUGAAAGGCAGCUGUGGCGGAGAUGGAGAGGAAGAACUCCCGUCGAGUUCGAAAACGAAGAAUGUGUACCUUCCCAUUGAGACUUUCUGGUUGCCACCUUCGGCCGAGGCAACAGUGGAUAAGCUAAAGGGCGGAGGCCUAGGCUCGAAACUGCUUCACCCGCUAGGGUUACGGAGAUUGUCGAGAGGAAGCUUGAAGAGGGCAAUGGAAGAGAAAUAUGAUCCAAAGGACGAAGAAGCUGUUGAUAAGUUAAGGGAAAUGCUUUUUCUUGAUGGCCAAUUGCCCACCAAAUUCAAUGAUUAUCAUACGCUUCUCAGAUUCCUAAGGAUGAGAGAUUUUGAUACGACAGCAGCAAAAGACAUGUUUUUGAAAUUCAUCAAAUGGCGUGAGGAUUUUAGAACCGAUGCAAUUUCAAAGGGUUUUAAGUUUGAAGAGAAAGAAGAGGUGAAGAAAUGGUACCCUCAUGGGUUCCAUGGAGUAGACAAAUAUGGAAGGCCAAUAUACAUUGAAAGGCUUGGGAUGGUUGAUCUCAACAAAUUGUUGCAAGUAACAACACUUGAGAGAUUUGUGAAGUAUCAUGUUUAUGAACAAGAGAAGACUUUGAGCAUUAGAUAUCCUUCAUGUUCUAUUGAAGCCAAGAAGCACAUUGCUUCUACUACAACCAUUUUAGACGUCGGUGGUGCGGGGGUGUCUAACUUCUCUAAACCAGCAAGAUAUCUCUUUACAGAAAUUCAGAAGAUUGAUAGUAAUUACUAUCCUGAGACAUUAAAUCGAAUGUUUAUAGUGAAUGCUGGGUCGGGGUUUAAGAUAUUAUGGAAAGCAUUGAGGGCAUUUCUUGAUGCUCGCACAUUAGCUAAGAUUCAUGUUUUGGGAAAUAAUUUUGUUCCCGAGCUACGUGAAAUCAUCGAUCCAAGUAAUUUACCAAGUUUCCUGGGUGGAAAUUGUUGUUGUCCUGAAUAUGGAGGCUGCCUUUCAAGUGAUAGAGGUCCAUGGAACAACCCUGCGAUUCUAGCCAUGGUUCAGGUUCUCUCUUCAGCUGAUGAAACUUAUGAUAAUGAAAAAGAAAGUAGUUUGGCUUCACAAGAUACUCGACUAGACUAUAGAAAAAUACAAGCCUUGGAAGGAGCAUUAGCAGAGACCAAAAAAAAAAUUGAGGCACUAGAAACCGCAAUUGAAGAUACCAAACUGAUUUUGAAGGAUCUUACACGACAUAUUGAAGACUUGAGAACUUGAGGAACAAAAUCCAACAAAAAUGCAUGAAUUUAUUAUUAAAAAAAAGAGCUUUAUUUGGUUUCUAGUCCAAAUCUAAUG